GCCUUGCAUUUCGAAAACGGUCAUGACGGACCUAUUACAACUUGGCAAUAUUGUAGAUAGCCUUCAACAACCAUUACUUGCUUCGAAAGAUUGUGUCUUGGACCGUUGGAUCAUGGCUCUUCAGGAAGAAGAACAAUUGGGAAUUGAAGCCAACGAUGAAGAUAGUAUGCUUUCCAACACGAUCAGAGAACUGGACGGUCUCGAUCGAGUUCAAGACUCAACCAAUGUUAGCAUGUCUCUUGAAAGCAACCAUUGGUACAGUAACGAUAUGUUGAUAAUUGCCAUGCUGUCCAACUUUUCGACAUCCUACAAUGUUGUGAAUAUCUCGCUCGUGCUACCCAUUCUGCAGCAGGUAACAAAUACGUCAUCCACCAAAGACGCGGCUUCCGUAGCUUCGUCUCUCCUGGCCGGUAUGAUGUUUGGACAAGUUUUUGGCGGCGCACUGGGGGAUUAUCCUCGUCUUGGUCGUUUGGGAGCCUUGCGACUUGUGAUGUGCCUUCAGCUCGUCGCUAGUUUGGGUUCCGCGUUCGUUGAUACUUCGGGUACUGCCAUACUAGAUGUUUACGAUCAAUUGACGCUGUGGCGAUUUCUACUAGGAGUUGGAGCCGGUGGCGUGUAUCCUCUUGCAGCGGUACUCAGCGCCGAACAGGGAGAAUCGACGGACGCGGAGUCGCUACAUCGAGUCGUUUUGACCUUCAGCAUGCAAGGCGUCGGAUUUCUGACCGUACCCUUACUUACAGUUCCACUGUUGUACACGGUCUCGAAUCUCAAUACCGUUUGGCGAAUAAUUCUGGGCUUGGGAAGUUUACCAGGCUUUGCCUUGCUGCUUCUCCAAUGGCACUGGUACCGUAAGCAGCAGACGGGGGAAAUAUUGCCGGCGAGCGAUCCGGAACAGGAUGCAGCAUUCGGGCAAGAAUCCAGCGCUCUUCAAGACAGUGAUGGGGAAGUUGGGACGUGCUUGGAUUCUAGUCCAAACCUAGAGAAUGACUCGGGAAGUGAAAGCACACAGAUUGUGAUUCGACAUGGUUGGUUGGGCUCCAUUCGACAUGAAGACCAUUUGUUUUCCAAGUUGAUGGGUACAGCUGGUGCAUGGUUCUUGUUUGACGUGCUCUUCUACGGGAAUACACUCUUCCAACCCAUUGUUCUGGAAGCAGCCUUUGGGACCCCGGAAACGUCGAAUGCUCGCCAGCUGCUGCAACGCACAGCACUGAAUUCUCUGUUUCUUACCAGCAUUGCGUUUCCAGGUUACGCUAUUGCUGAUCUCGUCAUGGGUAAGAAAACGCUUGGCGUAACGCAGACACCCCGGUAUGUCAUGAUGCAAGGCUUUACUGCCAUGUUUCUCCUUUACUUGACAAUAGGUGUCUUUUGGAGGGGCCUCAAGCACUAUCCAGUUGUCCUGGUAACACUAUACGGCUUGACCUUCUUCUUUGCGAACUAUGGCCCCAACACCACCACGUUUGUUUUACCAAGUCUUGUGUACUCGGUUGAAUGCAGAUCCACCCUCAAUGGAAUCAGUGCCGCCGCCGGCAAACUCGGGGCUUGGACAGGCGCCACUCUAUUUGCACCAGCAGCCUCUAGAUACGGCAACGCCACCGUAAUGAUUAUGUGCGCGGUCGUUUCAGUCGUUGCGUUGGCUCUUACAAAACUCUUCGUAAAAGUGAAAGCACCGCACGGUCACCAUCACGCAAAUCAUUCUGCGAUUUCACCAGAAGAAAUACAAUGA
This is a messenger RNA of Phaeodactylum tricornutum CCAP 1055/1, 1723 nucleotides long. RefSeq lists its product with no specific name. Gene Ontology annotation, molecular function: transmembrane transporter activity. NCBI's taxonomy places the organism in Eukaryota, Bacillariophyta, Bacillariophyceae, Surirellales, Neidiaceae. The transcript has a single exon. Gene Ontology annotation, biological process: transmembrane transport. The record is from RefSeq and is a predicted model, not a curated record. Bases 23 to 1723 code for a protein of 566 amino acids.